AUGAGACUUCCACAAGCCAUCCUUCUUGCAGUGGCUAUUGCAUCCUCUGCAUCAGCAUUCAUUAUCCCCAUGCCAGCAUUGUUUAAUGAAAUUACUAAUGAAUUGGAAAUCCCAUCGUUAGCACAACAAGACUCUACUAAAGAACAAGCUUCAACACUCAAGCCAUUCUACACUCACCCAGAAAAGACCAAAAUCACCAAAAAGUACAUUAUCAACAUUGACCCCACAGCCAAUGUCGACUCAUUUGUCUCUCAGUUUGGUACUCAAGCUGAAAUCUCAACAGUUUCCAUCUUGGACUCCAAGUUUAUCACCAUGGAAUUACUGGAGGAUUUGAUUGCGCAAGUGAGACAAUUACCCAUGGUCAACUUUAUUGAAGAAGACUCCUUGGUACAUGCCAACGAGUUUACUGUUGCUAAAGGUGCUCCAUGGGGUUUGGCACGUAUCUCGCACCGUGACCCAUUAUCCCUUGGUUCAUUCGACCAAUACCUCUACGACAGCAAUGGGGGCACUGGUGUCACCUCGUAUGUCAUUGAUACUGGUGUGAAUGUCCACCACGAACAAUUUGAAGGCCGCGCUAAAUGGGGAAAAACCAUCCCACAAGGUGAUGAGGAUGAAGAUGGAAAUGGUCACGGAACCCAUUGUGCUGGUACGAUUGGUUCCAAUGCAUAUGGUGUUGCUAAGAAUGCUGAGAUUGUUGCUGUUAAGGUGUUGAGAUCCAAUGGUUCUGGUUCAAUGUCUGAUGUCAUCAAAGGUGUUGAAUUUGCCGUCAAGUCACACCAAGAUUCCGUCAAGAAGGGUAAAAACUCAUUUUCUACUGCAAACAUGUCUCUUGGUGGUGGAAAGUCACCAGCAUUGGACUUGGCAGUCAAUGCAGCAGUCAAGGCUGGCUUGCAUUUUGCUGUUGCUGCAGGUAAUGAGAAUCAAGAUGCAUGCAACACGUCUCCAGCUAGUGCCGAAAAUGCUAUUACCGUUGGUGCCUCGACAAUUUCGGAUGCAAGAGCUUAUUUCUCCAACUAUGGUAAAUGUGUUGACAUUUUUGCACCUGGUUUGAAUAUCUUGUCUACCUACAUUGGUUCAGAUGCUGCUACUGCUUACUUGUCAGGAACAUCAAUGGCUUCACCCCACAUUGCUGGAUUGUUGACUUACUACCUUUCCUUGCAACCAUCCUCCGAUUCCGAAUUCUUUAUUGGCGCAGAAGGUAUUACUCCAGCACAAUUGAAGAAGAAUUUGAUUGCUUUUGGAACGCCAGAUGUCUUGGCCGAUAUUCCUGCCGACACACCAAAUAUUUUGGCAUUCAAUGGUGCUGGCCAAAACUUGACCAAAUUCUGGGGCCACUAA
This is a messenger RNA of Lodderomyces elongisporus, 1338 nucleotides long. Its product is annotated as proteinase B. The record is from RefSeq and is a predicted model, not a curated record. Gene Ontology annotation, molecular function: serine-type endopeptidase activity. Gene Ontology annotation, biological process: proteolysis. Bases 1 to 1338 code for a protein of 445 amino acids. NCBI's taxonomy places the organism in Eukaryota, Fungi, Ascomycota, Pichiomycetes, Serinales, Debaryomycetaceae. The transcript has a single exon.